Molecule: messenger RNA, 1658 nt
Organism: Wallemia mellicola CBS 633.66
Lineage: Eukaryota; Fungi; Basidiomycota; Wallemiomycetes; Wallemiales; Wallemiaceae
Product: calcium/proton exchanger
Exons: 2
Coding region: 9-1529 (506 amino acids)
Biological process (GO): intracellular calcium ion homeostasis; calcium ion transmembrane transport
Cellular component (GO): fungal-type vacuole membrane
Molecular function (GO): calcium:proton antiporter activity
Source: RefSeq, a predicted model, not a curated record
AUACGUUCAUGAUCUCAGGCUUUUUCAAGAGAAACAACUCGCAUGGUAGUAGUAAUAACGACAAGCAAUUAAACAGCGACGACGACGAUCUCAAACCGCCGAGUAGUUCGUCAUCGCCCUUCCGUAGACCUCUUACUUUUAGAGCGUUUAUCACACCUGCAUAUCCAGUGGCACCAGUCCCAGGAUACGUCGAAUCUAUUAGAAAUACUAUCUGUUACAGUUGGCUCAACAUUCUUUUAAUCUCAGCUCCAAUUAGCUGGGCACUUCAUCAAAUACACAUCACCGAUAUCGGUACUUUCGUCACCUCCAUACUUGGUGUCGUACCAUUAGCCGCUUUGCUUUCAUUUGGCACUGAAGAGAUCGCCUUGCGUACGUCAGUACCCCUCGGUGGUUUGCUCAACGCCACGCUUGGAAAUUUAGUUGAAAUUAUCAUCGCAGUACUCGCUUUAGUUAGAUGUGAAUUAUCUAUAGUUCAGUCUUCUUUACUCGGUGGUUUACUUUCCAACAUUCUCCUCGUGCUUGGAAUGUCAUUCAUUGCUGGCGGUAUAAAGUUCAGCCAACAGUCUUUCAAACAACUUCCCGCAUCACUCAAUACCAGCCUAUUGAUGUUAUCAGUAAUGUCCCUCAUGAUCCCCCUAGCAUUCCAUACAAUCCUCGGUGAUAAAUUUCCAGAAAAUCCUACUUCGGAAAAGUCUUUUAUCUUACAGAUGUCUAGAGGUACAUCUAUCAUUCUGAUAUUUAUUUAUUUAUGCUAUAUGACUUUCACCUUUUAUACCCAUCAAGAAGAAUUCUUGGAUCACGUUGAAGAUGAUGGUUUAAUCUCUCCAACUCAUCCAGAUAGCACAACGCAAGCACAUGUAACUUCAUUAUCUGACGAUUUAGAAGCUGGCUUCAAACGACCGCAAUUAAAAAGGGCUAGAACUGCCCCUAUUAUAGCUACGCCGCUCAUGACUUCAACAUCAACCUACUCCGGUUCAACAAAGUGCGAUGAAACGCCACGCAUUGACAACAAACGUCAAGUUGAACAUCCUAGGUUGAAUAUUGGGACUAGUAUUGCAAUUUUGAUUAUAACGACAAUAUUAUUAUACUUUACAUGUGAAGCACUAGUAGAUUCAAUACAAGGUUUGGCAGAUAGUACAAGCGCAUCCAAGGAGUGGAUCUCGCUAAUCAUUUUGCCAAUAGUUGGCAAUGCUGCGGAGCACGCCACAGCUGUUAUUGCUGCCGCUAAAGGAAAGCAAGAACUGGCUUUGGCCGUCGCUCUGGGAUCUACCGUUCAGAUCGCUAUAUUUGUCAUUCCACUAAUUGUUCUACUCGCUUGGAUCAUCUCGAAACCACUCACUCUAGUAUUUGAACCAAUGGAAACAGUCGUACUAUUUUUAUCAAUCUUGUUAGCAAGAUUCGCUAUCGAAGAUGGUAGAAGUCAUUGGUUGAGUGGUUGUGUCUUACUUGGUAGUUACCUCAUCAUUGCUUUGGUGUUCUGGUACUUCCCAAAAUCCGACACGUUCGAGUUCAUCACCUGUAUGACAUGAUUGUUUUACAUAGUCUCCAUAAAACGCAACUUUGAUGACCCGCAAGAGAACACUGAUCUGUAAAUUACUCAAUUUCUACUCUGUUUAUCAACUCUGUCUUAAACUUUUAUACAUAAUUUACAAAGUGGU